Messenger RNA from Oncorhynchus nerka (sockeye salmon), 3920 nucleotides. It is a transcript of the gene lg25h19orf44, whose product is annotated as linkage group 25 C19orf44 homolog. Bases 1535 to 3667 code for a protein of 710 amino acids. The record is from RefSeq and is a predicted model, not a curated record. Lineage: Eukaryota; Metazoa; Chordata; Actinopteri; Salmoniformes; Salmonidae. The transcript has 9 exons.
AGAGGAAGAGUCAAAGAGAGAGGCUCAACUCGACGGAAAAUCUGUCUCCCUCCAUCCAUCAGGUUACGUUUUUUCGACCACCAAGCAAAGGAGUUUUUGUAUGGAGGUCAAUGAGCGAGUGUCGAAUUUGGUCAACAAAAAACGAAUGAUUUAUUUGCUACGUGAAGUUUAUUUGAUCGAAUAGAAGUUUUGUAAUGUUUAGGUUGUCAUGAGUGUAGUGAUAAAGUAGGACACGUGACAUUCCGGCAUCUUGCGUUGUCUCGAGAUGGCUAUUGCAUAUUUAUUGUAUGAGGCUAGUAGCAUAGCAUCUUUCCAUCCAAUACAGGCGGUUGACGUCAACAACCCUCGUCAAAUAUUCAAGAGUGUUAAAAUAAUUAGAUUUAUCAGCAGCAAGAUUUGUGACCUGUUGCCACAAGAAAAGGGCAACCAGUGAAGAACAAACACCAUUGUAAAUACAACCCAUUUUUAUGCUUAUUUAUUUUCCCUUGUGUACUUUAACCAUUUGCACAUGGGUACAACACUAUAUAUACACAUAAUGACAUGUGUAAUGUCUUUAUUGUUUUGAAACUUCUAUGUGUAAUGUUUACUGUUAAUUUAUAUGGUUUAUUUCAUUUUUGUAUGUUAUCUACCUCACUUGCUUUGGCAAUGUUAACACAUGUUUCCCAUGCCAAUAAAGCCCCUUGAAUUGAAUUGUAUCCACCGAUCCAAAGAAAGAAUAGGCGGGAGCUUUGUUGUCCACAAAGCAGCCCGCUGUACUGUUUUGUGGACAACAACUGCCACUAUUAGGGGGGAGAGAAGCAUCUUAUCAGUAUAUCCAUCAUCUUUGUUUACACAUCGUCUCGAGGUCUAGGAUGAGUUUGCCCAAUCCCAAACCCUAGAUUUAACGGCAUGGGGGAUACAAAAAUAUCUGAUUCUGAACCAGAUGUUAGAGGCAACCUCUUCAACACCGAGUGGGCCAUAUUUUCAAUAAUUUCUCUGAAUUUGUAAGAGCAGCAAUAAUAGGGGACGAGAGGGAAACAAUUUAGUUUAUGUUGUGGAUAGGUUUGUAAAAUUGUGAAAAACAUGUUCACCUAUUCUGAGAACCAAGUGGGCUAUUCAAAUGUCUAAAUGCACCUUUCCACACAGUUACAUAGCAAAAUAAACGUCCCUCCAAUGUUGACACACACAUCCACUAGGCUUACCAAAUGCCUCGUUUAAUGCAAUAACAAUCAAAUAUGGACAUUGCAUGACAUACCUCUGAAAGCCCGUGCCUCUUAGCUUUCCGUAGAAUGGCGCGUUUAAAUGAUGUCAUGUGAGUAAACUGCGAUUCGUCCCAUGGAUACGAGGGACGCUGUUUACAGUGAAACGUUGGAUACAUUGUAGCGAUCGUGGCUGAUCGAUCCAUGGUCAAAUCAUGUUGUUGCUACAAUUUUAAUUUGAAAACGGACACAUCUAAUCAAAUGCAUAUGUCGUAUGCAUUCGUCUACUUGUUUUGUACACGACUGCAAAGCAGAUAUAUUCUUGCUAGCAGCCCCGUGUAAAUCUAAUAGAUAGAAUGUGGAAUCGUUGUGGCAUGAGUUCAGCUCUGGAAAGAGCACAGGCACAGCUCUCAGAGAGGAGAAUUACCAAAAACACUGCUGACUCGAAGGAUAACCCAGAGCGUUAUGUGGCCAAAGGAACAGUUAAAACCCAUGGAGAUCCAGGAUAUGUGGACACCAUUGCCAAUAGGAUAAACACCUCACAAGCCAGACAAACCCCACUCCAGGACCUGAGCGACCUAUCGUUAUCCUUAGAGGACGACUCACCACCAGAGAGCGUUGGGGCUGGUUGGGGGAGCAGGUUCAUCAAGAAAGCCCCUCCACCUGCUACCAGCCAACCUCCAGCCCAGAGCAGGACCCAGACACAGCCGGUCGAGCCCAAAUAUGUGACCACAUGCCAGAGGAGCUCACAGAGCGCGGCCCUGAGCCGACUGGCCCUCAUAGAGAACCGCAUCCGAAACCGGCAACAAGCCAGAGAUGGACUAGCACUGUCUAAUAGGAGUACACCACCAGCCCCCCAGGAGAGGGAGACGCCCCUAACCCUAUCUGACCAGUCCAGCAGUGACCUCAGCAUGAAGGGAAAACGCUUCCUGAAGAAGUCAGUGAAUGCAUCACCUACAGCUGCUGUAGUUCCCAAGGAGAAAGGCCCAGAUCUGGAUCUCAUGCCAUUGGGUGGUUUCAAAGCCCCUACUCCUCCAGUGGCCAGUCGUGGUGUGACUCUGGACAGUGAUGAGGAGGAUAUGAGGAAGCUCCUGGGAGGCUCUUUUGAGUUGUCAGAGGAUAGCCUGCACAAAGAAGCAAGAGUGUCCUCACAGACAACUAGAAAGUCCUUUGUCAAAAGAAGCCAAAAGGUUUCACCCUCACCCCCACUGGUAGACUGGCUAUCCUCAGUCAGAGCACUGUCCCGCUCCCCACCCUUUCCUCAACGACUCGGGUCCCCCAAUCGCUUCUCCAGCCGAGGCCUGGCACAGCAUAGCCCUUCUCUCUCCAUCCGCAGUGCCUCAGUUGUCCUCUCUCCAUCGCCCUCUCCCCCCAACACUCCCGCCCCAGGCAGACAGGGCUCCCCCCGGGCCAGACACCUCAGGUGCUCCCGGUCCUCAGUGUCAGCCCUCAGCGAGGUGCGCUCCCUGGAGGAGCUCUUCCCUGAGGCCUUGGGCUCCCUGGUGGAACUCUACCCUGAGGACCUGCCCUCUGACGAUGCCAUCAGUGAGAAAAGUGGGGUCUCUGAUGAAUUCAAGCUUAACAUUAUGUCAUUGGACGACCUGGCACCGGUUAUCACGCUUGAAGUGUCUGAGAACAAAAAAAUGUAUAAGAAAGAAACCAAAGCGGUCAAGGACCCUGCCGCUAGAUCAUUUAUGGAGGAAGUUUCCAGUGAGGAGCAGAUCCCAUCAGAGGAGCCCAGGAAGGACUAUGAGAGUGACUUUGAGAGUGAGAUCAGGACUGAGACAGACAGGAGUAGGGUGAGUGAGAUCUCUGAGCACCUGGGAUACGGGGACAAGGACAUGUCGGAGGUCAGGAACUACAUCGUCUCGGACAUAUCCCGGCAAGACAAGUACUCCAGUGUCUCGGAGGGAGACAGUUACGACACCCACACAGACUACAGUAGAACCGCUGAUUCAUUUACUGGCAGAAGCAGCAAGGGUUCCUAUUCCCGAUCACCAUCUCGCUCCCCCUCUGUGGCUGACACCAUCACGCCGUCUAGUGUGUGGAAAAGACGCUCGCCCAGCAGGAGGGGCGUGAGAGAGGCUGCGGUGCAGACCCAAGCAGACGGACUGGCCUACACCUGGUCCUCCGUCUGUGUAGGUAUGGCCGCCCUGGGUCCAGCGGUGGGGAUGGCCUACGUGGAUCCAACCCCUGUUGCAAGUCACACCGUCAGUGCAGAGGCUGUGGAGGCCCUCAGUGCAUACAGCCCUGCUGUGUUUGUCCUUAACGACAUGCUGAGGCAGCAGCUGGCCCUCACCAAACACUUUGUCCAGACCAGUCGCCACCUCCACUCCUCCUUGCUGCAGUCCCUGGGCCCUGCAGACUACACCUACACCACUCUGGAGGACACCAAGGAGUUCAUUCGCUGUCACAAGUCUCCCCAGCUGACCAUGGAAGAGGCCUUGGAGGAGGUUCUUCAGGAAAUGAGAGAGUAUCACUAUAUCUGACAACCAGGAGCUGCCUUGACUGCACUCAGCGCUGGAAAUGUAUGGACACUUUACAUGGUACUAUUAACAUUUUAUACCAGAUCAUUUUUGUAAUGAAAUGUAUUAGUUGAUGCAUGUGAGACUGACCUACAGAUCAGGACAUCCUUAUGACAAGAUAAUUUACUGAGUGUCAUGUUCAAAAGAAUGUACCGCUUUUAUAUUCAGAUCAAUGAGGACAUGUAAUGCUGUUCAAUAAAAAGUUGAAGAACUGGAA